UUGUGUUUGUGUGUAUGUAUUGACUGUUUAGUGUGUUUAGUGUUUAGUGUGUCUGUCUAUUGAAUAAUAAUACAGUAGUAGUGAUGACAAUAAUAUUACCAAAAAUUAAUAAUAAUAAUAAUAAUUGUCACCAAAAUAGUUGAUCCCAAACACACAAACACAUUAAGGUGAUACUUAACGGACCAAAUUGACUCAUCUGACUAAACCAAUUGGCAGACAGACGGCAACAUUAACCGACAAAGAGUGACGAAACCAUUGUCCACAACAAAUCAUAAUCGCAUCGCCAGUACUGAUGAUGUCAUGAAUGUCGAUACCAAUUGGUUUUUGUGUUGGGAUGUACUGUCGGGAUAAUCAUCAACACUAUCAUCAUUACCACCACCACUGAAGACAGGACACACAUAUAUAUGACUAUACAAUUUAGUUUAGUUGACUGAAGAGUCCAUCCGUUUUUUUUGUUUGUUUAAUACAUUGUCUACAUUGUUGUUGUUGUUGAUCACAUACUUGUCCUCCUGAGUGAAGACUAUCUGUGUGUGUGUGUGUGUCCAUUACAUUCAAGAGGACGAUGGGUCCCGAAAUACAUUCUCCAUUGUCGUCCAGUGAUGACGACCUGUAUCUGAGUAGUCAAAACAAUAAUAAUAAUAAUACUGCUGCUGUCGAUGACGCCGGCGGUGAAUACGAUGAUAACAGUGAGUAUCCGCAACAAUCGCAAUCAGACGUACAGAAGCAUCGCCGACAUCGUGGCUCACACCGUCAUCGCGACCAUAAAGAGCGUAAACAUCGUCGCCGGCGAAAACAGUCGUCGCGUCACCGAAAGAAGCGAAGUAGUAAUCAUGAAGUUGAAUACGAUUUUGAACCGAAACCGCAGAUCAGAUCAUCGAAACCGUUGGUCGAAUACGACCAGAUCAGCGAAAACAGUGAUCUUGGAUCUGAUCACAAUAAAGAGGACGAGAUAGAAGAUGGCGAAGUCGAUGACGAAGACUUGAGCAGCAAUUCAUUGGCGGCGAGAAGAUCUCGAUCACCGCCGCAACCGAUGAUAGAAACCUUACGUAAAGAAUCGUCUCCCCAGCAAUUGUUGUUAGCCUCUCGUAGAGAAACACCGCCGCAAACGGAAACGUUUCGCAAGCAGACGCCGCCACCGCCACCACAAGUAUCCUCACGUAAAAAGUCUCCACUAUUACCGCUACCACCAUCGCGUAGUAAAAAGUCUUCACCACUGUUACCGCUUCCCUCAAAAGAGAUCCAGUCUCCACCACUACAACAACAACAGGAAACCUAUCGCAAAGCGACUACUCCUCCACUAUUGUUAAACGUUUCCCGUAAACAAGAUACACCUCCCCGAUUGUCAGCCGCCCGUAAACAACAACAACAAACGCCUCCACUAUUAUCUCGUGACGAAACGCCUCCACCAUUGGAGACCUUCACCUCUUCCUCUUCUUCACGUAAAGAAGUUAUUUCUUCUCUAGAAUUGACUCGUAAAGAAUUAUACGGCGGCGAUAAUAGCAACAAUCAGCGGCGGUUGUCGCCGCGCGACCGAAGUCGUACUCCGCCGCCGCCACCGCAGCAGUCGCACAGUUCGUCUUCAUCGUCACACUAUCACCAGAAACGGUCGAUGACACCGCAGAGGUCGUGGACACAGAACAAGCAGCAGCAACGACGGCAACAGUCGCCACCGCAUAGCAGUCGUUCGCCGCCACCAUCGCUAUCUCAUCAUCGAAUGUCGUCACCGAAAUCGCCGCCGCCGUCUAAACAGAGUAGUAGUAGGCGACCGCUGACGCCUAAUAGAUCGCCGCCGAUGUCAUAUCAUCAUCGAAUGUCGUCACCUAAAUCACCGAAACAACAACAACAUCGACACCGUGUAUCGUCGUCUCAUCGGUCGUACGAGAGUUCGCGCGAUCGACUAUCACCUUCUGCGUCGAGUUCGCGUUCUUCUUCGAAAUACUUAUCUCGCUAUCGGUCUUCGCGUUCCCGUUCGCCACACUCGAGAGGCGGGGGUGGGGGUGGCAGCCGAUAUUCGCCACCUCGUAGUAAUCGGUCGCAUCGCGAUCAACGCCGUACACCACCGCCGCAGUCAUCGUCACGUGAUAGACAUUAUCGGCGAUCCGAAAGCCGAACGCCACCUCCAAAGCGUUCACAUCGUAGCUCUCGAUCGUCUCAUUCGCCGCGAGACGACUCACGUAAUCGUAAUUCAAACAUUCUUCUGGACAGUAAGUUUUCGUCGACCAGUUUUGCAGCCGAACUGAUGAAACGAAAGAAUUUCAAAAAACAAACGCCAAUGAGUGGCGGUGGUCCGUCAUCUGAAGGACAUACAUCUUCGACGAGCACACCGACAGCGAAUACGCCACUACCGCCACUAAAACAGUCGACAACACCGGUAAACCUAAUGGAAAUCGAUGGACAAUCGUUUAGUUCGACACAAAAUGGUUUCGUAGCCAUGAAGUCGACAACAUUGCCACAGUUGCCGCUGCCAGUGAUGGCAUCGUCUGGUGGAACACCGACAGGGGCUACGCCGACCUCAACAACGCAACAGAACAAUAAGAAUCGUUUGCCAAUGCCACCGCAAUGCGGUACCAAUAUAUCGGCCCUGCCGUUGCCGUGUACGUCACCAGUUGUCGAUAUGGACGACAUGGAUGACCAACAAUCCGAUUAUUCCACACAACCGAUUCUCAAUCGACCAAAAAUUGCCGGUAAAAAACCGUUACCUCAUCGACAUCAACAACAACAGCCCCGUUGUGUGGAUGUGUUCGACAUAAUUAGUCAGAUAGGAGAGGGAACUUAUGGGCAGGUCUAUAAAGCACGUGAUACCGAUGACACUAUUGUUGCGCUUAAGAAAGUGCGGUUAGAAAAUGAAAAGGAAGGCUUUCCCAUAACAGCUGUGAGAGAAAUAAAAAUUUUACGCCAACUAAAUCAUGCGAAUAUAAUUAACCUCAAAGAGAUAAUCACCGAUAAACAGGACGCUCUCGACUUUAGACGUGACAAAGGCGCCUUUUAUUUAGUUUUUGAAUACAUGGAUCACGAUUUAAUGGGUCUAUUGGAGAGCGGUUUGGUUAAGUUAAAUGAGCCAAACAUUGCCCAUACAAUGCGCCAACUAUUAGAUGGAUUAAAUUAUUGUCAUAAAAACAAUUUUCUUCACCGAGACAUCAAGUGUUCAAAUAUUUUAAUGAAUAAUAAGGGUCAAAUAAAGUUGGCUGACUUUGGUUUGGCCCGAUUAUUCAGCGCUGAAGACAAAAUGAGGCCUUACACUAACAAAGUGAUUACACUGUGGUAUAGACCACCUGAGCUAUUGUUAGGCGAAGAACGAUACGGACCAGCUAUCGAUGUCUGGAGUUGCGGUUGUAUUUUGGGUGAACUGUUCAAAGGGAAGCCAAUAUUUCAGGCAAAUUCAGAGCCAAUGCAAUUAGAAGCCAUUGCCAAAUAUUGUGGGGCACCCUCACCAUCUAACUGGCCAGGGGUGGUCCAUUUGCCGCAUUGGAAUUCAAUGAAACUUAAGAAACAAUAUUCGCGGACACUUCGCGAAAAUUUUGCAUUUUAUGCUAUGCCAAAGUCAGCGCUGGAUCUAUUGGACGCUAUGCUGUGUUUAGAUCCAUCCAAAAGGAUUACCGCCGAACAGGCCCUUAACUGUGAUUGGCUCAAGAACUUUAACAAUAUGACGCCACCAUUAUUACCACAAGACCAAGAUUGCCAUGAAAUGUGGUCCAAACAGAGGAGACGCAAACUGGCCCAACAACAGGAUACGACCAAUAGUACGACUACUACUACUGCUGCUACUAAUAAUAAUAGUAACAGCAAUUCAAAUCCAAUGGUAUCCAAAUGACAUGUUUACUACUACUACUACUCCCACUAUUACUACUACACACAUAAAAAAGUGAAGAUUAUAUAUAUACAUAUAUAUAU
Oppia nitens is the source of this 3891-nucleotide messenger RNA. It is a transcript of the gene Cdk12, whose product is annotated as cyclin-dependent kinase 12-like. The transcript is spliced from 10 exons. The record is from RefSeq and is a predicted model, not a curated record. NCBI's taxonomy places the organism in Eukaryota, Metazoa, Arthropoda, Arachnida, Sarcoptiformes, Oppiidae. Gene Ontology annotation, cellular component: cyclin/CDK positive transcription elongation factor complex; nucleus. The coding region runs from base 563 to 3811 and encodes 1082 amino acids. Gene Ontology annotation, biological process: positive regulation of transcription elongation by RNA polymerase II; protein phosphorylation; transcription elongation by RNA polymerase II. Gene Ontology annotation, molecular function: cyclin-dependent protein serine/threonine kinase activity; RNA polymerase II CTD heptapeptide repeat kinase activity; ATP binding.